Lacerta agilis (Sand lizard) is the source of this 2582-nucleotide messenger RNA. RefSeq names its product ubiquitin like modifier activating enzyme 3 (gene UBA3). Gene Ontology annotation, molecular function: NEDD8 activating enzyme activity. The transcript is spliced from 18 exons. NCBI's taxonomy places the organism in Eukaryota, Metazoa, Chordata, Lepidosauria, Squamata, Lacertidae. Gene Ontology annotation, cellular component: cytoplasm; nucleus. The record is from RefSeq and is a predicted model, not a curated record. Gene Ontology annotation, biological process: protein neddylation. The coding region runs from base 95 to 1507 and encodes 470 amino acids.
CAGCGAGGAGUGGGAGCCCGGCUCGGAACUUCCGGCCGCGGUGCAUUGUGGGCGAGCAGUUGGAGGGAGAAGACAGGAGGAAAGAGGCUCAGCUAUGGCGGAUGUUGAGGAGCCGGAGAAGAAAAGAAGGAGGCUAGAGGAGCGGCGGCUAGCGGGAGAGAGGCAGAGAGAGACGGGAAUGGCUGUUGAUGGUGGGUGUGGGGACAAUGGAGACUGGGAAGGUCGCUGGAACCAUGUAAAGAAGUUCCUCGAGCGAUCUGGACCUUUCACACACCCUGAUUUCGAGCCAGGCACUCAACCCCUUGACUUUCUCUUAAAUACGUGUAAAGUUCUAGUUAUUGGAGCAGGAGGAUUAGGAUGUGAACUCCUCAAAAAUCUGGCAUUGUCUGGUUUUAGGCAGAUUCAUGUCAUUGACAUGGACACCAUUGAUGUAUCUAACCUGAAUAGGCAAUUUUUGUUUCGACCUAAAGAUGUUGGACGGCCAAAAUCAGAAGUUGCUGCUGAAUUUCUAAACAGCCGAAUUCCCAAUUGUGCUGUUGUACCACACUACAAAAAAAUUCAGGAUCUAGACGACGCUUUCUAUAGACAAUUUCAUUUAAUUGUAUGUGGCUUGGAUUCAAUAAUUGCAAGAAGAUGGAUAAAUGGCAUGCUGAUUUCACUUUUAAACCAUGAAAAUGGGGUGUUGGAUCCAAGUUCCAUUAUACCUUUGAUUGAUGGAGGAACUGAAGGCUUUAAAGGAAAUGCUCGCGUGAUUAUUCCUGGCAUGACAGCUUGUAUUGAAUGUACACUUGAACUUUAUCCACCACAGGUAAAUUUUCCCAUGUGUACAAUUGCUUCAAUGCCUCGGCUACCAGAACAUUGCAUUGAAUAUGUCAGGAUACUGCAGUGGCCCAAGGAACAACCUUUUGGAGAAGGUGUUGCUUUAGAUGGAGAUGAUCCUGAGCACAUACAGUGGAUUUUUGAAAAGUCUUUAGAAAGGGCAGCACAGUUUAAUAUUAAAGGUCUUACCUACAGGCUCACACAAGGGGUUGUAAAGCGGAUCAUUCCAGCUGUAGCUUCUACAAAUGCUGUCAUCGCAGCUGUAUGUGCCACUGAAGUCUUUAAAUUAGCCACAAGUGCAUACAUGCCUCUGAACAACUAUUUGGUAUUCAAUGAUGUAGAUGGACUGUACACAUACACAUUUGAAGCCGAAAAGAAGGAAAACUGUCUGGCUUGCAGUCAGCUCCCCCAAAAUAUAGAAUUUUCUCCGUCAGCUAAACUUCAAGAAGUUUUGGAUUAUUUGACAAAUAGUGCUUCAUUACAAAUGAAAUCUCCUGCAAUAACAGCCACCAUGUAUGGAAAAAAUAAAACCCUUUAUAUACAGUCAGUAGCUUCUAUUGAAGAACGAACAAGGCCAAACCUUUCAAAGACUUUAAAAGAGCUUGGACUUGUUGAUGGCCAAGAACUUGCGGUUGCAGAUGUCACUACACCACAGACUCUGCUCUUCAAACUUCAUUUUACUACUUGAUAUAAAUGCAAGUGUUGUAAACAUGCACUGAAAAAAAUCUUGCACACUUUGUAAAACUACCAUUGUGCACUAAGAGGAGGGAAGAUGAAACAGCCAGACCUUAUCCCUGUUAAUACACGCAUUGAUGGAAGUUAGUUUAUCCAGGAUAAAUUGCUCUUAUUUUAGAACUGUCUUUGCAAACCAAUAUUUGGUUGAUGUUAUCUGUAUAAAAGCUCACUCAUGUACAGAAAUCUGAUGUGUAUAGCAAGCAAUAACUUUCAAUUUGUAAUGACUAAAAAAUGUCAGUACCCCUUUGUGCAUGUGGAAAUGACAUGGUGGUCAAUGGAAUAGUUCUUGAAGCACCUAUGAAGUCUCUGAAUGUACAUAAAUAACAAAGAUUUUAAAUUACAUUUUAGUAUCUAUGUAACAGUUCUUAGACUGAGGCAUUGGGCUGAGCCUCAGGUUUGUGCUUCCGUUUCUUCUUUAGCACAGCUCCAAGGAAGAGUUCAAAAGCUUUUGUUUCUGUUUAGAUGAAUCACAAUUUACUGUACUCUCCAAAACCCGGAAAAACUGCAUUUAUCUGAAAUAUGGUAGGUGGAAGUCAGCCAAAAUUCAAGUCAUAGUUUAUGAAGCUGACAUGUUUUCAUUUACCAUAGCUACAAUUAACCACUUUUGGAUUCAGAUGUACUAAACUAAUCUAAAACAAAAGCAGAAAGCUCUGAUCACUUGGACACCCCAGAGAAGAGAGAGAACACAAGCUUGAGGUUUGCUGUGGUUUGUAUUCUAUUGCUAAGCCAUGGUUUUGCAUUACUAGUGAACUGGACCUACCAGACAGAGGAAAAUAUAUAUGCAGCCCAAUUCUUUAUUUAAUAUGUCUUUAAGGAACUGUUUGUCAGAUAUUAAGGAUUGCCAAAAGUUAAUGUAUUUCCCCCCCCCCAAAAUACGGAAAUAGUGUUCUUAAAUCACCACCUGUUGAUAAAAAUUAAAUACUUCAUUUGUAUAUUUGCAAGUAUUAGCGGCUACUAUGCAUGGUGUUGCCCACUAAUAUUCAGGGUUGAUGUUAGGAUAUUUAUUAAUAAAAAAUUAUAUAAACAUA